CAAAUCCAAAUCCAGCCCUGGUUUUCUUUUCGGGUGAUUAAUUUAACAAUUACUUCUCAAGAUUGGCGAGACUCCAGGUAAUGAAAGGGUGGUUCUAGGCCCUCGAAGAACCAUGAUUUGAUUAUCCCUGGCCUACAGAUUUGGAGACACUGUCAACAAACCGUUUUUUGUCAUUUAAAACGAGUGUUUUUAGAACUACAUUUCACCCCGCAUUGGCAGGUGUCUAUCAUCGUCGCAGGUCUGAAACACUUAGUAGAGAAAUGCAGUGAUAUUAUUUUCGCCGGCUGGAAGACAUUCGGCUGAAAACGAUGAAGAGAAUGGUUUCUUCACCUCACACCACUUUCAGCUGACGCGCGGUCAUGAAUUUUUAAGCGGUGAAUGCUUAAUAUGAGACGAAGGUAUUGGUUUACCUACGACAGGUCUCCUGUAGGCCUACUUGGUAAGAUCUAGUUUAUUUUUGUAAACACAAUGGUACCUCGACUAGAUUCCGUUUGGAGGUUUUGUCGAAUAAGAGCGUUCUUGAUUUUGGUGCUCGGUUAUGUGCUGUACCUCAUUUUUGGAGGGAUCGUGUUUAAGGCCCUUGAGAAGUCCGAGGCAGACGCUCUCGUGGCCGAAGUACGACAGUUCCGAAUCGAGUUUCUGGACCGCCACCGUUGCGUGAAAGGGAGCCGCCUGGACGAAUUUGUCAAGAUGGCACUUUUUGCAGAAGAACGCGGUGUUACGGUCCUGGAGGCUGAAGACGAGGAAUACAGCUACGAUUUCUCCUCGUCCUUGUUUUUUGUUGUAACUAUUCUUACUACCACGGGUUACGGCAGCUCCAUGCCCAUAUCGGACGACGGGAAGCUCUUCCUGGUGACGUACUCCCUCCUGGGAAUACCCAUAACCCUCCUGCUGCUGUCCUGCCUCACCCACCUCCUGCUGCCCUGGGUUACCCACUAUCCACUGCGCUACGUGCAGGCGCACUGGGGCCUGUCGUACAGUGGAGCAGCCCUGGCCCACGCCGGGCUGCUCCUGGGGCUGACCGCGGGGCUGCUGUUCCUGCUCCCCGCCGCCGUGCUCUGCCACCUGGUGCCCGGCUGGAGCUUCCUGGAGUCCUUCUACUUCUGCUACAUCUCCCUGAGCACCAUCGGCCUGGGGGACUACCUGCCGGGGGGCACCCGCAGCCUGGCCGCCUGGAGAGGGCUGGAGCUCGCCGUCUCCUGCUACCUGCUGCUGGGCCUCCUGGUUCUCCUGGUGGUCCUGGAGACGUUCUGGCGGCUGCCCCAGACCCAGGCCCUGAUCCGGUUCUUCUCUGGACCCUGGGAGAGCCAGCUGCCCGGGCUUGCCCUGGACGAACUCGCGCUGUGCGGAGACUUCCUCCCUCCGCUGAGCCUGAAGGAGAAGGCCCCCCGAAAAGAGGAUCCCCAAUACUUCUGCCCCAUCUCCACCAUCUCCCCAACCGUCCCUGACACGCCCCACCUACCUCGCACCCGCUCCCCACCACCCCUGGAACCAUAGACUAAACCAGGGUGGGCCCCAGACCUGCACCCCCCUGCUCCAGUGCUGAGGUACCCAAAGGAAUCCCCAUCUUUACCUUCAAGCCAACCCCCAGAGCACCUGAGAAUAAAUGACAAAAUACAAUUCAGUCCCUCAGAUUUAUUUUAUCUUAACUUGCAACCUGUAAUUUUUAAGUGCAGACUAAUGUCCAACAGACAUUUUUACAAGAAAGGUGGUGGGAGCACUGUCUGAAUUGCAGUGACUGAAUAAA
This is a messenger RNA of Conger conger (European conger), 1747 nucleotides long. RefSeq names its product potassium channel, subfamily K, member 7 (gene kcnk7). Gene Ontology annotation, molecular function: potassium ion leak channel activity. Gene Ontology annotation, biological process: stabilization of membrane potential; potassium ion transmembrane transport. Bases 469 to 1497 code for a protein of 342 amino acids. The record is from RefSeq and is a predicted model, not a curated record. NCBI's taxonomy places the organism in Eukaryota, Metazoa, Chordata, Actinopteri, Anguilliformes, Congridae. The transcript has 3 exons. Gene Ontology annotation, cellular component: membrane.